ACCAAACAGAGUUACAGAGACAAAUAUCUGGCAGAGAGACACUGCAGACUUCCACAUAGGAUGCUGUCUUUCAUGACCUGUGGACGUACAGAGAGAGCUAACAGGAAGUCAGUCGGCUCUGCUGGGGGAAGGACUCUACCGAGCAUGCUCCGUGGGCCCAAAACCAUGGGAGCAUCAAUGAACGGGGUGUCAUCUUUAAUCGCGGUAUCCAGCUCAGUGGUUCCCCUAAGAGGGCGCCAGAUAUGAAGAAACUGCGGCCACAGACUCCUCUGGACAUUUUCAAAGCUUCACCUCCCCAGCAGGAGUGACACUGCCUGACAGCACUGGAAAUCAACGGGCCCAUGAACUCAGACUUACAGCACAGACUCUGGCAGAGACAGACAGGUUGCCGUUGAUUGGUCCGCGCACGGGCCUUGCUCUGUGGCAGCUGCCGUCAUCCGAUCAGACGUGGUGGGGAUGCUGACUCCGCCGGCCGAUCCCCCACUCUCCUCCUCCUCCUCCUCCUGCUGCUACUGCUGCUGCUGAUGGGACUGCGGUCUGCACGGUGCUCCGUUUGGAUCCUUCAGACAGAUGGAUGCUGAGGAUCCGGGGCUGAGAUGAGAUAAGCCUCCUCUCCAUCUCCAUCUCCGCCGAGCUGCUGCAGCGCCGCUCACGCAGGGAAGAAAAAAAAAAAAGAAGAAGAAGACGUGGGCACGUUGUGGUCGAAAACACCCGGAAUACAGGGGAUUUAACAUUUCAUUUGUGGCAGUGAGCUGUGUCACCGUGAGCCGUGUGAAAGGUUUGCCUUCUUAUUUAGCACUGUCGAUAAUGGUCCCGACGCUGCUCUCCAGAGGUGAUGUGAGCUGAACUAGCGGGGAAGCCGCAGAGGAGCUGUCCGUCUGUCGAGGUGCUGAUGCGGCUGUGACAAGCGAGCAUGGCUGCCGGGAAGUUACUGCUCUACGCCGGGCUCUCUCUUUCUCUUUGCGCCCUGGGCAUGCUGGCCGUGGCGAUGUGCUCCGACCACUGGUACGAAACCGACGCCAGGAGGUACAGGGAGCGGUGCCGAAGCUUUUCUAGCCGCCGCAAGGACCCGGGCUUCAUCUACAUCCCUAACAACAGCCUGCCCCUGCGGGCCAGCCGGAGCAGCCUGCCCCGCUGGGAGGAGAAGCUGCUGCUGGCCCGGAACCGGCGGCAGCUGUUUGCCAUGAGCGCCGCGGAUGAGUGCAGCAGGCAGUAUAACUCGACCAACAUGGGGCUGUGGAGGAAAUGUCAUCGGCUUGGCUUCGAUCAAGAAAUCGAAGAUCUCAUCCGGAAAGGUUCCAUUGCAAGGUGCUCCUACAUCAAAUAUCACUACUCCUCAGCUACGAUACCCAAAAACCUCUCAUACAACAUCACCAAGACGAUAAGGCAGGACGAGUGGCACUCCCUCCAUUUGCGGCGAAUGACGGCAGGCUUCAUGGGCAUGGCGGUGGCCAUCAUCCUGUUCGGCUGGAUCAUCGGCGUGCUUGGCUGCUGCUGGGACCGGGGCCUCAUGCAGUACGUGGCUGGUCUGCUUUUCCUCAUGGGAGGAACCUUCUGCAUCAUUUCCCUCUGCACCUGUGUCGCCGGCAUCAACUUCGAGCUUUCCCGUUAUCCGCGGUACCUGUACGGCCUGCCUGACGACAUCGGCCACGGCUACGGCUGGUCCAUGUUCUGCGCCUGGGGAGGCCUCGGCCUCACCCUCAUCGCCGGUUUCUUUUGCACCCUGGCUCCCUCCGUCCAGCCCAUACCCCGAUCUACCUGCCCCAAGUCCCGACAGGAGAACGGCACCGUCUGCUAAAGCCGGCAGCCGAACGAAAAGACCGACCGUAACCCGCAGAUCGACAACAAAGAAACAGAAAAACUGUUCCAUGUGUUCAUCCAUCUACUCAUCUCCAGUCUCUCCUGGUUCCAGAUAAUUUUUUUUUUUUUUAAAUUUGUGUGUGUGUGUUUUAAAAUGGGUGUCUUGAUCUGCUAUCUUGAAAAUAACAGAAAAAAAAAACUGAAGAACUGAAGAAAUAAUAUCAAAUAUUUUGAAGUUGUGCUUGUUUUGUUUGUUGUGGAGCCGACGAUGAAAUGGACCCUGACCGAGGUUCUCAAGGAAACACUCGGAGACGAUGAAAGACUAAGACUUUGAAUAUGACUGUAAGAGGGUAAGAGUGGCUUUAAACCUCUAAAGGUUACAGACAAUGGUGUUCAACCUGGGAACUGCUUAUAGCUUACAUUAGCUGGUCUGCUGUGAUCGUGGAGAACUGAAUGAAUCAGCAGUUUUUUUGGAAGGAAACAGUCAGAUUGUUAAAAUUCACGUAAAGAUCCCGUGGAAGCUUCUCGUGGACUUGUCCUCUCGGAGAGCCUCCCGUGGGAUAAUUCACAAAGAACUCGACCAAACCAUGAAACCAAGUCACUUCCUGGGGCUGGGAUCAUGUUUAGUGGCCAUCUGUGAACUUUUAAGUAUUCCAGCUUCUGAGGUCCCUCCAGUUACGCAAGGGGACACGUGGGGGGCGGCGACCAAAUCCGGGGGACCUCCUGCCGUUGUACAUUAUUGUACAGAAUAUUCCAGAGAAGCGACAACCAGGACCUGUCCUGUCUGGCCAUUUUCAUUCUUGUGUAGGUGCAUUCCAUUCCGUCAUCCGAUGAUCCCGUAAGCCAUUCAGCAUUUUAUACACGCAUUCCACUUUUAUUCCGAGUGUGUUUUUCCUUUUUACCGAAACCCUUCACGCUGUCGAUCGAACUGUCGGCUGAGCGCCACGCUCAAAGCCGAUGUCGAUUUCUUUUUCCAUUCUAGUCAUAGAGGUAAACGUGUGAGCGUGAAUGUGUGUGUGCGCGCGUGUGUGUACGCGUGGGAAGGGGUUAUUUUGCAGUCUCAAAAGAAAAAAAGUUGUAAAACAAGUUUAAAAAAAGAAAAAAAAGAUCAUAAUGACACAGUGGGGUCCUGCCUUGGGGAUGUAUAAAGGCAGGAGCUUUGAUGAGCAGACAGAUGUAAAUGGGGGGGAGAUGCAGUAUCCUGUUUAACGCAACUGACGUCUGCCUUGUCACCUUUUCUGGAGGUGUCCCAGGCUUAAGUCAUGGUAUCUGACGAGAAAACACACUCUGGCUUUUUUUUUCUCCCCCCCUUCCCGCAAAUCCUCUAAGCUCCACUCAGAGCACAUGGCUUUUUCCUCCAGCCGAGACCCGGCAGGGCUUUCUGCAGAGGCUCCUCUCUCUCCAAACCUCUCGAAUCUUUACAACCUUCUGCUCUUCGUUCCUCUGUCGUAAAAGGUAAAAAAAAAAACUCGAUCGAAAAGGAAAAACUGAGAAGCGAAAGUACAAAUUUAGCAUGGGCUUGAAUAUUUCUAUGCACAUCAGGCAUGGUGAUCAUAAUGCAAUAAAUUUGGGCCGAUUCAUUUCUCACCCAGGACCAAAUGCAGCAGCUAGCAGUGCAGAGCUAAGCUUUGAGCUUAGACAAGACAAAAUACAGACGCUGAAAGGCAGCGAGGUCACCAGUCAGCGUCAACCAUUCAAAGAAUUUAGUGAAAACCACAAUAUAACCAGUCCCAAAAAAAAGAAAAAAGAAAAAAAAAACCUGAGCUGGCAUCAAAUUUCCAUUUAAAUACAACUUGGGUCUUAUUUUUGUAUUCCCUCUGCGCUCCUUGUUAGAUGGUCGAACAGCUACUCACCCCCCCCCCUACACCCUUCCAGUGUGGGAUUAGCUGAGGCUGCGACCCUUUCUGUAACUUUUAGCGAAAACCGAAAAAUCUGAUAUUCAAACCCCACCCAGGAUUUCGGACUUCUUUAUUAACUGCUCUUAUGUCACUAUGACUCACCUUCCAGGACAGGAUGUGCAGUGUUGUUUCCCGUAUUUGCUUUUUCAUCCAACCCUCAAAGCGAGGACAUUUAGAAAAAGAUGUAAACUUUGGUUUCUGAGCUGGGUUCGGACAACAAACAAGCCAAAAAAAAAAAAAGAACUAGAUAACCUUAGUGUUCCUGAAGCCAUAUCUGUAGAUAUUCUAUAUUCUUGUCAGAUAACAUCAUUACAAGCCCGCACAGCUUGGGACCGGGGCCUGGCUCAGAUCAUCUACAUUAACUGUUGGGCUGUUUGCAUCCUCUCUGAUCAUCUGACUGCUCAUGGUUCUUGAUUUCAUUUUUUUUUUUUUUUCUGGACCUUUAAUGUCACCAUGUUCCCAUAUCACAGAAAUUAUAACUCACUGAGCAGAAUUUCAUUACGACUCACGGCUAAAACUACAAAAAUAAGACCUACAUUUGCAGGAAACCUGAACUAACCUUCGAUAACCCGACCCGGAUCUUAGGGCUGCUCCCAUUCAGCACAUUCUGCUGCCGUUGAUUAGAAUUGGCUUGUAUGCAAAUGAUGCAGAGAUGUUUCAGAGGCAGGGUAAAGGUAGAAAUGGUGUGGUUGUAAAUUAACUCAGUAUUGUUAUAGAUUAAAAAAUUUAAAAAAAUAAAAUAAAAUAAAGUAGU
Molecule: messenger RNA, 4452 nt
Organism: Toxotes jaculatrix (banded archerfish)
Lineage: Eukaryota; Metazoa; Chordata; Actinopteri; Toxotidae
Gene: tmem178bb
Product: transmembrane protein 178B
Cellular component (GO): membrane
Source: RefSeq, a predicted model, not a curated record